CUUCCCUCACCCCGACUCCCUCAGACUCCCCCAAAUUCAUCCCAUUGUCAGUCUCUUGUCCUCCUCCUCCCACUUCCUCUCCUUCUCCUCUCUCCAUCACCCCAAAAUUGUCCGUUCAUUCACCCACUGCCACCACCUCCACCCCAUCUCCCUCUACGUCUACCCCAUCCACCUCUCCUGCCCCCCGCCGUUGGGGCUUUGCGGCCCCCUCCACCUCUCUAGCCCCCUCGUCCUCUCCUGCCCCCCGACGUCGGGGCUUUGCUGAUCUGGCUAAACGUGUGGUGAUGCAGGAAAGACUGAAGAAAGCUGAGCUGGAGGAGGCUGAAGCGGGUGAGGAAGAUGAGGAUCCUGAGGAGGACUUGUCGUUUGAGGAGAUGGAGGAGAAGGCCAUGUGUCGAGAUGCCAGAGCACAGACCAGUCUGGGCAGAUACUACCUGGGGUUGGCUGAGGAGAAGGAGGCGGAGCUUAAUAACCGCCUGGCAGUUGAUUGGCUGGUGCAGGCCGCUAAGCAGGGACGGAAGAGUGCAGCCCGUCUUCUACAGCGCUGCUGGAUCCAGAGGAAAGGUAUCGGUGAGGAUAAUGAGGAGGAGGUGCGUCGUCUGUCGACAGAGAGCAGGUUUGAGCAGACGGUUCGGAAGGCGGCCAUGAUGAUGUUCAGAAAGCUGAACCCCGACAGGAAGGAGAAGAUGGCGGUGUCUGAGAUGAUGGAGAACGUUGGACAGGUCAACGCUGUGCACGGUGGCGCCACCAUGGACCAAACCCAGAAAGUCCUGGAGAACAUGGUCACUGGAGAGACUGGUCAGUUUGUUGACCUGGAUGACUUUGUAGAGAUCACUAAGAGGUAUACCCAGGGCAUGGCCCCCAGCACCGGCUCGACACAGAGCCAGGGCCCUGCACAAACCUCUGGAGAGAAGCAGAGUGGCCUGGUCCCCAAGAAGCCUCAGAAGGGAGUGUGGGGGAUGGGUCGAAGUGACAUGUUGAUGGACACCAGACGACACUUCCUGCUCUACCUCUCCUUCAUCUCCAUGGUGAUCUGCACGCUACGCAUCUUCCAGAACAGCAAGGCGUGGGAGAACUUCAGUGCCCUAACAACCCUGCUGACCAGGUUUGAGCCUGGCCUGGACGUGGAGCAAGCAGAGUCUAACUUCGGCUGGAACAAUCUAGAACCCUACCUCUACUUCCUGAUAUCGGUGUUGUUCAUCGUCUUCUCCUUCCCCGUCGCUGAUAAAGGAUGGAUCCCCUGCUCGGAGCUGUCCACGGUAGCCAUCUUGUUCACGGUGGUCAGCUACAAGAGCCUGAGUCCCUCGGGCGCCACCUACGCCAAACGGGCGCUUAUCACUGAGGUGGCAACGUCUUUGUGUUCCCUGACCAGUCUCCUGCCCCAGAGUGCUGUUCUGCUGAGGAUGCUGAGCCACACCUUCACUACCCUGCCACUAGGGGAUUCAGUGGUGAUGAAGAUCAGUCUGCCCUGCCUGCUAGACCUCUACCUCUACUUCCUGUUCUUCAGUAUGGCUAGGCAGCGUGGUUUCCGUGGGACCUACUGUUUCCUGGUCCCCUACUUGGUCUGCUUCCUGUGGUGUGAGUUCUCUGUGGUGCUGCUCCAAAACUCUUCCCCCGUGGGGCUCAUCCGGACCUGUGUUGGCUACUUCCUGUUCCUGUUUGCCUUGCCUGUGCUGGCCGUGGGGCUGGCUGCCAUGGUCCUCAUCCAGCUGGUCAAAUGGUUCCUGGAGCUGGAGCUCACCAAGAUGAUUGUGACGCUGGCCGUGUGUGCGGUGCCAGUGACACUGAGGCUGUGGACGCGCUUCAGCCUGUCUCUCAUGGACGUGUUCCACUCCAUGUCGCAACGCGGCGCCGUCAAGCUCAUCCUGUGCUGCGUCACCAUGGUGAUGCUGUUCUUCUGGAUGUACGUGUACCACUCUGAGGGACUGCAGGGGUAUAACUCUACGUUGACCUGGAGACAGUACGGGCAGCUGUGUGGUCCUCCUGCCUGGAAGGUGAAAGGUGUGGCUCAGACACAGAUCUUCUGUACACACCUGGAUGGACACCAGGUGACGUGGACCGGGAGGUUCAGGCAGGUGCGUGUAGCGGAAACUGAAAACGGAGCCCAGUCCGUCAUCAACCUGCUGCCGGUGUUCAUGGGAGAUUGGUUACGCUGUCUUUACGGAGAGACCUAUCCUAAAUGUGACCCGCUGCGGAACAACUCCACCAACACCUCCACAUCCUCAACGGCAGACUCCAACACCCCCAACGCCACGGCAACCGUCGCUAAUGCUAACCUCACCGCCGCCGACUACGCCAACACCACAGUGAGUGGCGUUGCCGCGCCGACGGCCGUCCUCCUCCGGCAGCAGGAAGAGGAGGAGCUGUGUGUGAUUAAGGCUUUGGCCAAACACACGUGUCACGUGAAGCGAUACGACAGCUAUGUGUUGGAGGUGGGCGUGGGUAUGCCCGAGGAAGACGGGAUUCCAGAGGACCGGGCCAGAGACAUCAAACUGGUGGCCAGUCAUGAGUUCAGACAGGUGUUGCUGCGCCUGCAGCCCGGCAGCCUGGUGGAGUUCAGCACUACGUUGGAGGGUCGAGAAUGGGGGCCAGGUCCCGUUUGA
This is a messenger RNA of Oncorhynchus gorbuscha (pink salmon), 2603 nucleotides long. Its product is annotated as wolframin-like. The transcript is spliced from 17 exons. Bases 285 to 2603 code for a protein of 772 amino acids. The record is from RefSeq and is a predicted model, not a curated record. Gene Ontology annotation, cellular component: endoplasmic reticulum membrane; endoplasmic reticulum. Gene Ontology annotation, biological process: calcium ion homeostasis; endoplasmic reticulum unfolded protein response. Lineage: Eukaryota; Metazoa; Chordata; Actinopteri; Salmoniformes; Salmonidae. Gene Ontology annotation, molecular function: protein binding.